AUGAUCACUAAAUAUUUCACCAAAGUAACGGUAAAGUUCGACCCAUUUGCGCCCUCUGCAAGACCUGCUAGAUUAUUUCUUGCUAGGAUCCCUCCUUCGCUCAAGGGUCAGUGCCAAAUUAAUCACCAAGUGUUAACCCAGAGCUCUCCUGCAUCCGAAAAGCCUAUAAUAGAAGUCACAUACAAAGACAAACACAUAUUGCAAGCAGAUCCAGCUAAGAUGACCUACUCAGAAUUGCAACAACAUUUCGAUGCCCAUUCUAGAAAACUAGUUCUCAAGGACUCUAUUGCUGUCUAA
This is a messenger RNA of Dujonia railenensis, 297 nucleotides long. Lineage: Eukaryota; Fungi; Ascomycota; Pichiomycetes; Serinales; Debaryomycetaceae. The record is from the annotation of a GenBank genome assembly.